Molecule: messenger RNA, 496 nt
Organism: Prorocentrum cordatum
Lineage: Eukaryota; Dinophyceae; Prorocentrales; Prorocentraceae
Source: the annotation of a GenBank genome assembly
GUACCCUGAGUGGUACAGCUACGACAAGGCAUACGCCACCACACCAAUGCUUCAAGACAGACCGGCGGCGGCGCAGCGGAGCCACUCGCCGCUGCCGGGGCCGUGGACCAGGCACUGGAGCGCCGACCACAACCGCAACUACUUUCACAACGCGGAGACGAACACCACCACGUGGGCCGGCGCCGAUCGCGCACCCGCGCUCCGCAGACGAACCACCGCUCCCCCCGCCGGCGCCGGAGCCCGCGCCCGCACCUCGCGCCGCCGAGCGGCAGGAGGAGUCGCCGUGGCAGCAGUUUUUUUGCAGAACCUACAACCAGCACUACUACCACAACAGGACGACGGGCGAGACCACCUGGACGCUGCCGGACGCACUAGCGCCGACCCAGGCCGAGGCCGCGCAGCAGGCCCCGGCGGAACCGCCGAGAGCGGCCGGCGCGGCCGCCGCGAGCCCGCAGGAGCCCGAAUGGGACAGGCACUGGUCGGAGGCUCAUGCUAG